ACACUCUUCACUCAAACUAAAACAAGGAAAACAUACACAAAUAGCAGAAAAUGGCAAACAAGCUCUUCCUCGUCGGCGCAACUCUCGCCCUCUGCUUCCUCCUCACCAACGCUUCCAUCUACCGCACAGUCGUCGAGUUCGAGGAAGAUGACGCCACCAACCCCAUGGGCCCAAGACAGAGAUGCCAGAAGGAGUUCCAGCAAUCACAGCACCUAAGAGCUUGCCAGAGAUGGAUGCAGAAGCAAACAAGGCAAGGACGUGGCGAUGAGUUCGAUUUCGAAGACGACAUGGAGAACCCACAGGGCCCCCAGCAGGGAUACCAGCUACUCCAGAAGUGCUGCAACGAGCUUCGCCAGGAAGAGCCAGUUUGCGUUUGCCCCACCUUGAAACAGGCGGCUAGAGCUGUUAGACUCCAGGGACAGCACGGACCAUUCGAAUCCAGGAAAAUUUACCAGACAGCUAAGCACUUGCCUAACGUUUGCAAAAUCCAGCAAGUUGGUGAAUGCCCCUUCCAGAGCACCAUCCCUUUCUUCCCUCCUUACUACUAGAUUCCAAGCCCUAGCACGAUGAUCAUGAGUGUGGCCAUUGAUGUAUGUUAAUACUAUACACAGUCAUCGUGUGUGUUUUAUAAAACUGUAAGCUUAGGAUGUUUGAGGCUAAUGUAAUUAGCAGUAAUAAAUAAGAGGUUAAGUU
Arabidopsis arenosa is the source of this 693-nucleotide messenger RNA. NCBI's taxonomy places the organism in Eukaryota, Viridiplantae, Streptophyta, Magnoliopsida, Brassicales, Brassicaceae. The record is from the annotation of a GenBank genome assembly.